CUAAUCAAAAACACGCCGUCGCCAUACUGGAUUAUUUCAUCGGUAGUCGGCGUCCUUUGAGUAUUGAGUCGUAGCCAGUUUUCUUGAAAAUAACUUGUGAAUUAAGUGAAUUUUACCUAUUGUUUUAAGUCUUUGUGUGAAAAUGGCCCAACAGUACGAUAACGGCUACAAUAGCAGUGAUUUCAAGCGUAAUUCUAAUUCCGAAUCCCAAGAUCAGGAGCAAGAUGGCGAGGAAGGAGCAAAAAUUAAUGAAAAAGCCGGUGAAUAUAUGCGAGAACUCCUCGGUGAAAAGAUGAAACUAAAUACCCAAAAGUUUCCAUUAUCAACUAAAUUAAUAGACGGAGAGGUAACAAAAGUGCAACAAACAGGAAGGAUUCCACAAAGGGAUGCCAAAUAUUUAGAUGUUUAUCGUGAGAAACCAGUUAAAGUAACAGUCAAGGUCUUGGUUCCCAUCAAGGAACAUCCAAAGUUCAACUUUGUGGGCAAGCUUCUCGGACCUAAAGGCAACACGAUGAAGCAGAUGCAAGAGGAGACCAUGUGCAAGAUGGCUGUUCUCGGACGUGGCUCUAUGAAAGACAGGCAAAAAGAGGAGGAACUACGCAAAUCCUUGGAUCCUAAAUACGCUCACUUGCAAGACGAACUACAUGUUGAGAUAUCAGCGUUGGCCCCACCUGCAGAAGCCCACGCGAGAAUAGCGUAUGCUCUGGCUGAGGUGAAGAAAUACCUCAUACCGGACACAAAUGAUAUGAUCAGGCAAAAUCAGAUGAGGGAAAUCAUGGAUAGAGAUACACGUCCGGGGCCCAAGAGCGUCUCGUACAACACGUGUACGGUCACCAAGCGAUCAUUCUCCUACCAAGAGCCGGUGCUUGCAGGUCCGCCGCGAGCCGGGCCCGCGCCCAGGGCUCCCCGCAUGGCGCCCCCGCCACCGAUGCCGCGCCCCAUGCCCGGCAAAACCAAGGUCAUCAGCAUCUUGGACAGAGCCCGCAACGCUAUGGAGUCUAGCUACUCGUACGAUGAUCCCUACAGCAUGCCUCCUGAGCCGGUCCGCGGACCCCCACGCGGCGCUCCCGAGCAAGAUUUCUACUACGACCGCCACGACCGCUACUACGAGGACGAUCCGUACUACAAGGAGGAGAGCCGGGAGUUCAAGACCUCCGCCCGGGACGUGGGCACGCGCCGGCCCCAAGCCCCGGGCCCGCAGCACGCGCCCCGGCACAUGACACGCGCCGCGCCAUACGGACGGCCCAAGUAACAUUACGGACCAUGGUGAAGAAACGUACGCAAUAAUGAGGUGAGUGUUUUGAAACUGGAAUAAAACGCAAUCAAAUACAAACGAGACAAAAGAAAAAAAAUCAUCAUCAAAAAUAUUCCAGCCGCAGCACCACCUUCAAAAUGUACGCAAAUAAGUACACAAAAUAGAUAUAAAAAAGAAACAAAAAUAACAUUAUAAUUUUUCUUAUUUUAAUGGACCAAAACUCUUAAUAUUGAGUUUGUGAGUGGUAUUAACUACCCAAAUUUACAAAAAAAAAACCCUUUUUUUAUUAUAAAUUGAGUUUUCUCAAGUUUAGAUUUAGGCCAAGUCGCACUUAGUCAUGCAUGCGGUGAAACGCACUCGCCUAUUACAAAAUGCAUAUUUAUGAAUCAUGUUAAAAAAAAUGCAAUUUGUAAAAUGAAUUUGGAUGAAAAAAGAAAACAUGAUUUUAGUUUGUCAAUUCAAAAAUAAUCUUUUCUGUUAAGUGUAGCCUCAUUAAAAUAAUAAUUUUAGAAUUUAACGUUAAAUAUUUCAACAUGUUUUAAUAAUUAUCUUAAAAUUUAAAUGCACUUAGUUUUAGAAUAAAACAAGAUGUUUAAGGCCCAAAUAUAAAAUUUGAUAAAUACAAUCAAAAAUGUAUUGAUGGCUUUGACAUCUCUCAUAAAAACACGUUAGAACAUGUUGAAUUAACUAUAAAUAAUUGUAACUCUUUGUGUGACUAUGAAUAAAAUAUAUUAAAAAUAAAUAAAACGAUUUUGAUUUUGACAAUUGGUUGGAUAAAAUCCUAUAUUUUUAUAAAUAUGAAAUUUACUUCUUAAUGAGAUAUUAUUUUUAAGAACAUCGUGAAUGUUUAAAAAUAAAUGACAGCUACGCAUUCAAUAAAAAAAUCAAACUUUUUACAUAAUUUCAUUCUAAAUAACUUUUGAAAUAGAUUGAUCCGCAGAAAUGAACUAAAGAAUGCCGUUCACAUUUAUUGGUUUUGGAAUAAAGUUAAAAAAAUAUCACUUUAAUUUUCUCGAUGUACCAAGUAAUAUACUUGGUUUAUCAAUUCUUUAAAUGUCCGAGUUUAUCAUAAGCCUUAUGUAAUACCUAUUUACUACUAACAUUAACUGUGCUGAAGUCAAAAAUCUACAGACAAACUUUAACUGGAAUGGUAAAUAUGAAUGUAAGUAUAAACAUUAUUAAUAAUAAUAAACAUUUGUAGAAAUGGAUAAUAUUUGAAAAUUAUUAUUGAAAAAUACAAAUAUUUUUCUCUGGUGUGGUGCAGACAGCUAAAAUUAAUUCACAAAGGAAAACAUUUAAGUCAUCAAAAUCCUAAUAAAAAGACCUCAAACUAUUGAAUAAACCCUUGAAGCUGGUGAAAUAAAAAAUUUAAAACGCUCCAAAUACAAUUUAUAAGCAUAUGUUUAACAAUACAGUGAGCUAUAUAACAUUUGCACUAAUGCUGGCCAAAAAAACGGACUUUUGAAAAAGAUAAUAAACUUAAAGCAAAAGGCUGAAUGAAGCGAAAUAUUAAAAAAUAAACUUUCAAAUUUUGAGAGUACUUUGGUCCACCAAAAAAAUAUGAGACUGGUAUGAAUUAAAUGUAAAUAUAUGAAUAUAACUAAGCUAGCAGGUGGUGAGGCUAAAAAAAAUCGAUAAAAAGCUACUGAUGAAUCGAGAAUGAAACUAUCUACUUAUGUGAGUAUCUACUAAUAAGUUUAGUUUUCAGCAAUUUAUGGUAUCUAAGUGAUGUCAUCGGAAAUACAAAAUGGUGGACCAAUAUGGCCAACAAGAUAGACUUAUUGUUUUAUACACUAUUUCUAUAUAAGAAUAAAGAGAAAGGGUUUUAUUUGUCGAUAAAUUUAUGACAUGACGUCACUUUGAGUCCAAGAUGGCGCAGAAGUUUUGGUUUAGGUACUGCUUUCCUGGAACCUCCAAGCAUAUGGUAAGUUUUGUGAUGUUGUAAUAAAUUUUAUGCAAUAAACACGAAACUUCUACUUCA
Messenger RNA from Amyelois transitella, 3236 nucleotides. Its product is annotated as KH domain-containing, RNA-binding, signal transduction-associated protein 2-like. Gene Ontology annotation, molecular function: mRNA binding. The record is from RefSeq and is a predicted model, not a curated record. The transcript has 7 exons. Gene Ontology annotation, cellular component: nucleus. Lineage: Eukaryota; Metazoa; Arthropoda; Insecta; Lepidoptera; Pyralidae. Bases 143 to 1252 code for a protein of 369 amino acids. Gene Ontology annotation, biological process: regulation of alternative mRNA splicing, via spliceosome.